GAAUGACAAAAGGAACGUCUUCGUUUGGAAAGCGUCAUAAUAAGACGCAUACGCUUUGUCGACGAUGUGGCCGUUCUUCUUACCACAUUCAAAAGCAUAAGUGUUCAUCGUGCGGAUAUCCGGCUGCUCGUAAACGAACUUAUCAAUGGUCAGUAAAAUCUAUUCGCCGUCGUACAACUGGUACUGGUAGAAUGCGACAUUUGAAAAUCGUGCACCGUCGUUUCCGAAACAACUUUCGCGAAGGAACUGUUGCGAAGUCGACAAAGAAACGUAAUUAA
Meloidogyne enterolobii is the source of this 278-nucleotide messenger RNA. NCBI's taxonomy places the organism in Eukaryota, Metazoa, Nematoda, Chromadorea, Rhabditida, Meloidogynidae. The record is from the annotation of a GenBank genome assembly.